Molecule: messenger RNA, 3312 nt
Organism: Saccoglossus kowalevskii
Lineage: Eukaryota; Metazoa; Hemichordata; Enteropneusta; Harrimaniidae
Product: exonuclease mut-7 homolog
Biological process (GO): nucleobase-containing compound metabolic process
Molecular function (GO): nucleic acid binding; 3'-5' exonuclease activity
Source: RefSeq, a predicted model, not a curated record
GCCAUAUCGAAAGUUAGUUUCGCAACUGAGUGUGUAUGUACAUGAUGAAACCGGCUGUAAUGUCCGAUACCAAACACAGGAAGCACUAGAUAUCGCGGCAAAUAGUGUCACCGAUACACGAUGAUAACAUUGGGUCAUUUAGUUUACAUUGUAUUGGCCAGGACUUGGAAGAUUUUAACUGGACAAAAUGCAGUGGAACAGCACUUGGCAGCCAAUAUAAUCAAAGAAAAUCCAGGAGGGCAGCUCCUAAAUGAAGAAGAUACAAAACGUGAUUGUAUCCUUCUCAGUCGGGCUACUUCGAGUAAUAACACUGAUGCUAGGAGGCAAAAACAUGCUUUAAAGUCAGCUGAAAGAACAAAUAAUAGUACUCUAUCUAAAAAUGUCUUGCACAAGCAAGAAGAGAAUUAUGAACCCAAUCAAGAGACGUCAAAAAAGAGAACUACAGAGGGCGCCAGACACAGUACCAUAAGCAAUGAUGAGUAUCAGUCUGCUGCAGAAGACGUUGAUUUGGAUACAAUUGAUUGGUGCAGUUUAAGUGGGGACAAAUUUUUAGUCAAGUUGGAAAUGUUAUGGCUCAGUGAUAAGAAAAACACUGUGCCAUCAGUUUUGAGAAAAAAGUUUCGAAGUAUCGAAGAUCCUCAUGGAUUUGUGCUCUAUCUUUUGAGGGCUUCCAAGUUGCUAACUGCUGAUGUAAAGCUGCAGGCUCUGAAAGCUGGUAAUAAUGUCUUCAGUAGUGUGUUUGAUACCAUAGUAAAAGUCUACGAACUCGACAGUCCUGGAAACGAGUGUUUACUACCGUACAUUAAUCAGCUGUUACACAAGCAUCACUAUAAAGAGGCUGCGAAUUGUGUUUCUAAGUUGAAUUUACAGCAUUGUUUUACUCUCAAUGAGAUCGUCUUACCAUUGAUAUAUCAAGACAAGGGGAAUAUGGUAGAGAGGUAUUUACAUGGUCAUAAAGAUUUACAAAUUGAAUUAGUGAAGCUACUUGAUUCAUACUGCGAUAAAGAUUUUGAUUUGAACGGUAUAAUUGCAAACUGUCGUGUUCCAUUACUGCGUAAAGACAAGUUGCGACCACGCCAUCUUUGUAAACUUGUAAUGAGACUUGUGAAGUUGUACAAGCUGGAUGGAAGUCUCUGUCCCAACGUCACUAAUGUUAAGAAUAUGAGCGGGAUUAAGUUUCUACUUUAUAAAAAGUACAUAGAGAAAUCAAUGGUUUCUGAUAGUUGGAAUGAACUGGUUGAGAAUGCAGUGAGUGGUAACCCAUGGUUACAAGAGCAGUUAGUGGAUCAUAUUGUGUCGUACAAUGACAUAGAUGCUGCUGCAUACUGGGCUAUGCUGUACAAUGUGCCCGAUGAGCGGCUACAUAGCAGGGUAACUGAAGCAAUUGCCGCUAAGAGUAAAGAAGUGCUAGUGGAUGCAACUGGAGAUAAACCUGAAGACUGUGAUGAGAAAGUCAACUGUGAAGACCUUGUGAAAUAUCAUCAACUGUUGUUUCCAGUGGAGCAUAUUCAGAUGGUUGAUUCUGAAGACGGUUUGAAUAAAUGCGCUGAGAUACUGUUUAAACCCGGUGCUAUUAUUGGUAUCGAUUCUGAAUGGCGUCCAGCAUUUGGUCCUAUCUGUGAACCCGUCAAAGUGAGUUUGUUGCAGCUGGCAUCUAUUGAUGCUGUGUUUAUUUUAGACAUGAUGACCUUAUCGCAGUGUGUUGACGUUGACAUCUUGAAAGAUUUUAUGUUGAAAUUGUUCACAACCCAUGAUAUCCUAAAAUUGGGUUAUGGUAUUGAUGGCGAUAUCAAAAUGUUGUUCAAGUCCUAUCCUUUGAUGAGGAAUGCAGCCGACUUGCAAAGAAUUGUAGACUUAAGUGUGCUCACAAGAAAUAUACAGAAAGAGUCACCUGAGUUACUACAGAAUAGCAGUACAACUGAAGACGCGAGUGGUGAAGGCAGUGGAAAGAAAGGAAAAGAAAAAGGCCUCAGCGAACUCGUACAACGCUGUCUUGGAAAACCUCUGAAUAAAAUGGAAAGACUUUCUGACUGGGAAAGGCGGCCUUUGAGACAGGCACAGCUUAUAUAUGCAGCAUUAGAUGCUUACUGCUUAUUGGAAGUCUAUGACCAUAUUAGGAAUAAAGUGAAAGAAUCAGGACUGGACAUAAACCUUGAGCCGCCACUGCCGAAAAAGACUCCAAAAGUUAAGAAAAGCAAACCUGAUGGUGGCAGUGAAGGUGGUGGAAGUACUGAUAACUCAGGAGUUGUCAAAGCAAGCCGUGCCCCGCAAAGACCAGUAAUGUUGCAUCACCAGCCAACAGGUCCAUCCAUUUCUCCAAGCGAGUUCCAUGUUGUAUGUGAUACCAUGCUACAAGGGCUUGGUAGACAGCUCAGGUGCUGUGGUGUGGAUGUACGGAUACUAGACAACACAGAGGAACAUGACAAAGCAGCCGAGAUUGCCCGAAGAGAAGGCCGUGUGAUACUGACUUCAGGAAUGCCAUAUCAAACACUGCGUUCUCAAGUCGGUGAGGGCAUGUGUUUUUGUGUCAGCAAUAGAAAAGCCAAACACCAAGUAAAAGAAGUACUGAGGCAUUUCAAUGUGUACGUAGCAGCUAGAGAUAUCUUUAGCAGGUGUCAGGUGUGCAACGGAAAUCAGUAUAUAACCAUUCCAGUGGACACCAUGAAACAAGCAAUUGCACAGAAGAGGAAGGCGAAGGACGUGGACGUAGACGGAGACCGACUCAAUGAGCAGCAAUCGUUGGAGUUAGAGCUAAUAGAAGGCACUGAGAAAGCGUACGACAUUCAGCGAAAAGACAGAGCGAUUGAAGAAACUGGUGCUGGGUAUGUAUCUCCUGAAAUUGUUGCCAAAGGAAAUCGCCAAGAGAAAGCUGAUGUAGAUCUGGUUACCAUGGGAGCUGAUUUGCAAAGUGAUGUCGCCAAGGAGAAUGUGACUCCAUUUAAACUAUCAUAUGGCAUUAUUAAAACUGGACCAAAUGAAGGGGAGGGAGGCAUAUUGGAGGAGGAGGAGGACGACGACGACGACGAGGAGGGGGGAGAUAACACAAAUAGUGAAGUGUUACUCAUGAACCGUCCAGCGAGACCUCCGUAUCAGCCACAGUUCUGCAGAUCGGCCGAGUCGAUGAUGAUCAAUACAGAUAACUGGACACUGGAAAGUGGUGUUGAGAUCCAAGUUGAUCGUGUUCCCGAAGGUAUUUGUGAUAAAGUGGAGGUGUUCUAUAGUUGUGCUUCGUGCGGUAAAGUGUUUUGGGAGGGCAGACAUUAUGUUCGGGUGUUUGAUCAGUUUGAGCACGUUCUUCACAAGGACGAUUAG